AUGGCUAAAUUCACAGAAAUUCCGACCGUGUCCACUUUCUCACGAAGAAAAAUACACAACAAUUCGGGGAAGAUUAUCAAAGCAGACAAGAUGAAUCGACCUGCGCAAGACAGCCAUAGCGAUAUUAGUGGGCUCACCAUGGACAACCGCACACUAGACAAGCAGAUUGAGGUGGUUGAUACGACCAUCGAGGCGAGAUUUGCGCGAAUACAUCAAAAUAUCCAGCCUGCCCCCAUCUUCGACAUGAGAUCGCGAUCUCCGAGCACAAAGAUUACUUAUUCGAAACGCCCGACACAACACGUGCUAGGCACCUCGAAGACAAAGUCUGCGCCCGCGUCCGAUACCAAGGUCCCAAAUACUCUUGAAGCAGCCUCUAUUGAUGCUGAGCUGGUGAAAUCUGUCCGGUCCAUCGCGUCGAUCGGCGCCCCUGUUCAAGAGCCAAACAGAACGAGCGCAGGUCUAAAAGCUACGAUGUUGGACACUCUCGAACAUCGCGACAUCCUGCUUGGCACGCCACCCCGAGCAGUGCACCAAGGUGAUCUUUCCUUCCGCCCAACUUGCAGGAAUUUGAAGUGCAAGAUCCACAAGCACAGUAUUAAACCUACUGCGAUUCUAAGGAGCGCCAGAGGUCGACUGGAGAUCGAGCUCACAGCGAUAAUAGAAGCUGAGCGACGGAAGGAGACGCAAAGAGCAUGGGAAGAAGAAAGACGGCGAUUGGAAAGGCGGAAGGAGCGUGAAGAGAGACGACGAUGGGAUGCACAGCGUCUCUGGAUGAGACUUGGAGAGCAGCUUGAGGGCAUGAGCCUCUUUGAAGAGGAGGAACGAAAGGAGGCUGCUCACAUGAUUACGUUGGAACCUGGACUCGAGGUUCAGGAGGUUGAGGUGCAGCAUCUCGAGGAGGUGGGAAGCGGAUAG
Molecule: messenger RNA, 915 nt
Organism: Lecanosticta acicola
Lineage: Eukaryota; Fungi; Ascomycota; Dothideomycetes; Mycosphaerellales; Mycosphaerellaceae
Source: the annotation of a GenBank genome assembly